This is a messenger RNA of Drosophila eugracilis, 2023 nucleotides long. Its product is annotated as leucine-rich repeat-containing protein 15. Gene Ontology annotation, molecular function: protein binding. The coding region runs from base 1 to 1848 and encodes 615 amino acids. Gene Ontology annotation, cellular component: extracellular matrix. NCBI's taxonomy places the organism in Eukaryota, Metazoa, Arthropoda, Insecta, Diptera, Drosophilidae. The record is from RefSeq and is a predicted model, not a curated record. The transcript has 5 exons.
AUGUCGGUCGGAGUCUUGCAAUUACUCAGUUUUAUCCUGCUUAUGGAUCCAACCGAGGUGAUAGCAGGACCUCCACAGAACAAGGAUCUACUCAAUCAGAAUCUGGAUGAGUUCCGGCAGAAGUACUUGCUACCUCUUAUCUCCUCGGAUACCAGAAACUGCAGUCUAAACGCAUGUGAAUCUCUGGGCAUUGUGUCACAGCUUUUGAUGCUUAUUAAUUCAAUGCCAAAUGGAACUCAUACGACGGCAAACGAUCAGAAACCGUUCAAGCCCAAGGCGAAUGGCCAUAAUAAUGGAGAUGGAAAUAGUGGGGAGGUCAAUGCUAUGUCCCAUUUGGCCAAUUUUGAUCUGGUGAAGCGGGUAAGGCAGAUCGAGAGUCGCCUUCGGUCCGUGGAGCAGCCCAUCUGGCACUUGUCUACUAGUAGCCAGAUCGAGUGGAAUCAUUGCACCUCGGGUGUCUGUCGCUGCAAUCCGGACACCAAGAGCUUCACCUGCUGGAAUACCAAUCUCAAAUCGGUGCCGGUCACUCAGGUGAUUCCCAUGAAUAUGGUGAACAUAGAUCUCUCCCGGAACAUUCUUUCUACCCUGCACAAGGACACCUUUCGAGGUCUGACGGUGCUCAAAGAGUUGGAUUUAUCGAACAAUGUUCUGGAUUUCCUGCCCUUUGAUUUGUUCCAGGAUCUGGACAGUCUACUGGUUUUACGCAUUCAAAAUAACCAACUAGAAGACAUUGACCCUCGCACCUUCUGGAAGCUGCGCAACUUGAAUAUUCUAGAUCUGAGCAAAAAUGAGAUUGGCAUGCUGCCGGAAUCUAUAUUUUAUCAUGCCCAGAGGCUCACUGUGAUCAACAUGUGCGAUAAUCAGAUCCAGAACUUCCCCCCUAAUCUCUUACGAGAUCAGCUUAUGUUGGAGGAACUUGAUAUGUCCCGGAACAAAAUCACUGAACUUAGUUCGGGCAGCAUUCGAUAUUUGGCAAAUUUGAAGACUCUUGACUUUGGUUGGAAUCAAAUUGCCAAGAUACAUGAUGACUUUUUUGUGGGUUUGAAGAGUCUGAGAAUUCUUUCGCUGCACAACAAUCGCAUCUCAUCGUUGUCGGGAACUUUAUUCAAUAAUCUUGUCAACUUGAACACCCUCGAUUUGACAAUGAAUCGGAUAAGCCAUAUGGAUGGCCGUGCCUUUGUGGAGCUAAAUAACCUCAGUGAACUAUUUUUGGGCCAGAAUGCAAUGUCCAGCAUUCCUGCAGAUCUUUUCUUGAAUGUCAGUGCCCUUACAAGGUUGACACUCUUUUCCAAUAAUCUCACCACAUUGGAAGCUGAUGAUUUUCAGGGACUGACCAACCUUAAGAUUUUAUUGCUAAACAAUAAUGUUCUUAAAAAUUUCGAUUCAAGCGCAUUUGCACCUCUCAAACAAUUGGAAAAACUCCGCAUUGAUUCCAACAAGUUGAUGUAUCUACCCCAUGGAUCCCUACAUGGUCUAGAGAAGUUGGUGGCUGUCAAGCUGGACAAGAAUCCUUGGCACUGCGAUUGUCGAGCUCUCUAUCUGGCCAGGUGGGUUCGAGAAUUUGUGUUGAAACUCUGGGAUGGUCAGCAGCCCAUGUGUCGAGGUCCAGGGGAUUUAGGAGGUCAUGAGGUGGGUCUGCUGCGUUACGAUGACCUCUGCGAUGGCCAGUGGGCCAGCAUGUUGUCCCUAUCACCAAGGCUUCCAGUUCGAAAGCAUCAGAUAUCCACACCAAUGAACUAUACAGACUACUUUAAUCUGUAUCUGAAGCAUAUUUAUAAUGGCACCACCGAUGAGGAGCUCAAGGAAGCUGAUAUAACCAGUGUGGCCAUAAAGAAGGUCCAUAAUUAGUCUAUAUGUAAAAUGAUAUUAAACUUAGCUUGACACAAAUAUAUUAUUAUUUUGUUUUAGAAAGCCAUUAAUAGUAUGGCAAAAUGUUUAACUAAGGAAACAAAAUAGCAAAACUUUUAUCCUAAUCAAUAUUUCAUGUUGUUUAUGAACAAAUAUUUUUAUUAAAACUUUCACU